AUGCCAGACCGAAACAAGAAUUUGGCCCAUUCUUCAAUCGUGUCAGAAUUGGACGGCAAUGAAAUUAUUGAAGUGCUGCAUCCACAAAAGAACAAGUUGUUGAAGCUGUGCCAGGACAACCCACUGACUGUGGUUGGUCGACGGAAACAGCUGGUGAAAAUCCUUACGCUCACGUUGCUACCCAUCCUGGCACUGCUCAGCUUCGCUGUGAUUGACCUGAAUGAUACUCUACAGGAUAUGUCUGACGUGGAAGAGACUAUAUCUGCUGUCAAGGUGAGCGUGGAACUGGGAAAGUUUCUCAACCGAAUCCAGCGAGAGCGAGAUAUGUCCGUUCUGUACUUCAGCAUCCUGGGCCCCCAGACGAAGACUUUCCUCCUGAACGAAUACCUCCUCACUGACCAGGCCCUCAAUGAGCUCUCCACCUGGCCCCUGACCGCAGAGAAGACCUCCGUUCACCACUCCAAGAGCAAACUGCACUACUUCCUGAACCAGCACCGACAGUCGCUGAACCAGAAGGCCUUCGCCAUAUACGACGAGAUCGAGUAUUACAACUCGCUGAUCGAGCCGUUCAUCGAGUGGUUCUACGACGCCAUCAGUGAGUCUAAAAUGACCUCCAUGUGGAAGAUCCUCGUCUCGUACAACAAGAUCGUCACUAGCAUGGAGCAGAUCGGGUUGGAGAGGGCCCUGGGGGUCGUCUUCUACGUCAACGGUAGCUUCCCGAACCAGAAGGUCUACGAGAGCUACAACCAGAACGUGAACGUCUUCAAGUCCAACUACCGCUCGGCUGUCUCCUAUUGGAAGGAGAUCGAUGCCAUCUUCCAGAAGGGCGUGUCGAAACACGGGACCAACCUGACGGCGGUGAUCGAGAAGUUCCGCUACGAGAUUCAGCACUCGGUGAAGAUCAAGCCGUCUGUGCUGAAGGCUCAGUGGUGGUUCGACAACAUGACGCUGUAUCUGGACAGUCUGCUGGUUAUCCAGGAGGACCUGGCUAUAGUGGUCAAUAGCCAGCUCGAAGCCAGCAUUGACGGGGAAGAAAGAAAACUCAUCAUCUGCGUCAUCAUCCUCGUCGUGGUGGGCGUCGUCUGUCCAGUGGUCAUCCUAUUCGUGCGAUCCCUCACCGCCGACAUCCAGCGAUACGCCCAGACGUUGGUGUCCAAGAUGAAAAGCUUGCACAAGAAGAUGAAGAUAACCGAGAGUCUGCUGUACGAGAUGGUGCCCAAGUCGAUCGCCGACAAGCUCAAGAGCGAUCGAAACAUAGAGGCCGAGUAUUUCAAAUCCGUGACGAUUAUGUUCUCGGAGAUCGAAGGCUUCACGGAUAUCGUCACGGUUUGCACGCCUUUCGAGAUCGUCCACAUUCUGAAUCGUCUGUACACGGCGUUCGACGAGCAGCUGGCCAACCACGAGGUCUACAAGGUGGAGACGAUCAACGACUCCUACAUGGUCGGUGGGGGUGUUGUUGGGGUUGGGUUUUUUUUUGUAUUGUUGUUGUUUUUUGUUGUUUUUUUGUAUUUGAAGUUCUCUUUGUGUAUUUUAGGUCUUUCUAUGCGAAUUAAAGAGAAGCAUGCAUUUGAAAUAGCCAAUCUCGCCCUCGAUUUCAAAACUAUGAUUCGUCAACGGCAUUUUGUUGCUCACGGAGAUAGAUGCAUCGAGUUGAAGAUUGGUAUCAACACUGGCCCCUGCAUGGCUGGUAUCGUGGGAACCAUCAGGCCAAGGUACUGUCUUUUCGGCGACACGGUCAACACAGCGUCCAGAAUGAAAAGCUACGGGAUGUCUGGGAAAAUCCACCUGAGUUCGAGUACGUUCAACAUAUUAAAGAAGAGCAACAACGUCUUCAAUAUGACUGCCAGGGAUCCCAUCCUCAUCAAGGGUAAAGGCAUCAUGCAGACGUACUGGUUGGACGGACACUCCACAAUUGGAAUGCGAGAUAACAGCGGGGAUGCGACUUCCCAGCAAGAAGACCUUUAUGAUCUUGAUGUGUAA
Gigantopelta aegis is the source of this 1980-nucleotide messenger RNA. RefSeq lists its product as uncharacterized. The record is from RefSeq and is a predicted model, not a curated record. Gene Ontology annotation, molecular function: peptide receptor activity; guanylate cyclase activity. Bases 1 to 1980 code for a protein of 659 amino acids. The transcript is spliced from 8 exons. Gene Ontology annotation, biological process: receptor guanylyl cyclase signaling pathway; cGMP biosynthetic process; intracellular signal transduction. NCBI's taxonomy places the organism in Eukaryota, Metazoa, Mollusca, Gastropoda, Neomphalida, Peltospiridae.